AUGCAGUCACUUCCAGGGGCCUUCCUUAAGAAAUUAAUGAUGGCAAAUGUGAAUGCUAGGAGUGUCAAAUGUAUGUCCACUGACCAGGAAGUUUUCUAUUAUGGUGUAGCCAACCUGGACACUGACUCUGAUACCAGCAAUGUAAUUCAUCCACUGGACCUGAUAACUGCCCUGUUUCUGUGCUCAGAUGGUUUCCUGCAGCAGGAGAUGGUCCAGAAAAUGUCCAUGUGUCAGUUUGCUGUUCCUCUCCUGCUGCCAAACUGUGACACAAAACAAAGCACUUUGAUGCUGUGGGCCUUGAGGGACAUAGUGAAGAAGUUUAGACCCUCUUCACAAACAGCCACAAAUGCUUUCGUGGAGGAGAGAAUAGUUCUCUCUGAUAUUCCUAUGGUGUCUUUUGUUAGGCUAGGAGAGAGCAGCUUGUCCAAGUCUCAGAUUUUGAACAAGUUGCUUAGUAACCCUCAACAGUACCAUGAUACAUUUGUUCAUCAUGAUAUGGAAUGUGGCGAUGUCCCUCGGCAAAUCUCAGAUGGUCUAGUUGAAAUCAGCUGGUACUUUCCAUCUGGGAACAGAAACAUAGACAUGUUCACUAAGCCUGUCGCUGUGGCCAAUCUCAGAGGAGACAUCAGGUCCUUUGAAAAACAGUUCUCCUUUCUGUGUCAAACAUCAGCUGCAGUUUAUAUUUUCAUUGAUGACUUCGAGGCAGAUCUCAAGGUUUUGGAAGGAAAAAGCACAAAAGCAGAGUUAUUUCUGGUUGUCAACUCUCAGAGAAAAAAAUUCAAGGUGGAUACAUUGAAGAAAAUGAUCGCACAAUACAGUAUCAAAGAAACAAAUGUGAUUUUGAAAAAGAAGCAGAAUGAUGCAGAAUUUGUCAAAACCCUGCAGUCAAUUGUGGGUGACAUCAUCAAAAAAAGUAAAAACAGAUUGACAAUUGAAAACAUGGCUGCCGUGGCUCAUCAGUUUGGGAUUCUGAUUGAUGAAGAUGGUGAGUGUCAGAGUGCCAAGACCAUGGCAGAUGAAAUCACCAGGAACAUCACAGACACAAUUAAAUUCAAAGAUGAACAGCUACCCUUACAAGGCCAAAUCUGGAAAGAGCUUUCCCAGUUAGAAAAAGAGAGGUGUAGGUUGAGAAAAGCAGGGGAUCAAGACAUUGAACACUACAAGAGCUCUCUUAAGAAAAAGCAGGCGGAGUUGAGAAAGAAGCAACAUAAACUUGACAUGUCAGAUGCAAUGACAAGCUUCAUUUUCGGAAUGUCAAAAUCAGGACCUGAGCGAUCCUAUUUCCUCAAGUGGAUGCGGAUAAAUCUGGACAAUCUGUCACGGCAGAACCUGUCUGGUUUGCGGGACCAGUACAAAGAUCUUUGCCAACAUUCUCCGGAGAAAAAAGAUGACAUUAAAGAUUUGGAUAAGCAAUUAUCUGACUGUUCCUUAGGUCUUGAACACUUCCUACGUGAGUUGGGCCAGUUAUAUGAAGCUGCCUGCUCCCUCCCUGAACGUAGCCAACAAAGGAAACAGAUGGAGCAUCUCCCUGGGUUGUGUGCUCAGAUGCUGUUGGAUGGCUCCCCUGUUGAGCUUGUGGAUGGAGAUGCAUCAAAUAUCCCUCUGAAAUGGAUAUCAGCUGUACUGACUCAGCUUCAUACUCUUGUCCAAUCCAACAGCAAGAUCCGGGUGGUCACAGUUUUAGGGGUCCAAAGCACUGGGAAGUCCACUCUCCUCAACACCAUGUUUGGGGUCCAGUUUGCUGUCAGCAGUGGAAGAUGCACCAGGGGUGCCUUCAUGCUACUGAUUAAAGUCAACAAAGAACUCAAGGAGGAACUGAAAUGUGACUUCAUCAUGAUCAUUGACACAGAGGGGUUGAAAUCACCAGAGCUGGCUCAACUAGAUGAUAGCCAUGAACAUGACAAUGAACUGGCCACACUGGUGAUAGGACUCAGUGAUGUCACUAUUAUCAACAUCGCCAUGGAGAACUCCACAGAGAUGAAAGACAUUCUACAGAUUGUUGUUCAUGCUUUUAUCAGGAUGAAGGAAGUGGGGAAGAAGCCAGUAUGUCAUUUUGUGCACCAGAAUGUGUCAGACAUGUCUGCUCAUGACAACAACAUGAGGGACAGGAAGAAGUUGUUGGAACAGUUGAAUGAAAUGACCCAGGCAGCAGCCAGAAUGGAGAAGAAGGAGAAUAUCACCAAGUUCACUGACGUGAUGGACUAUGAUCCAGACACAAGCAGCUGCUACAUCCCAGGACUCUGGCAUGGGACUCCCCCUAUGGCUCCAGUCAAUGCUGGCUACAGUGAGGCGGUGUACAGCUUCAAAAAGACCUUGAUGGAAGAUUUCAGAAAAUGCCAGAGAAAUGAUGAUUUGACACAUUUCUGGAAGUGGACACAAUGCUUGUGGGAGGCAGUGAAAUUUGAGAAAUUCAUCUUCAGUUUCAGAAACAGCUUGGUUGCAGAUGCAUACUCCAGAUUAUGCUCGGAGUACAAUGGUUGGGAAUGGGCCUUCCAGAGGGAGAUGUAUACAUGGAUGGUGGGUGCUGAAACUAAAAUAUCCAAUAUUGGCUUGACAGAUCAAUUUCCCCAGAGGUCCUUAAAAGAUGUGCAAAAAGACUUGAUGAGAGAAGCAUCUGAGAAGCUUGCAAAGGGAGAAAAGGAAAUCCAAGACAAUCUAGUAAAAUACUUUAAAAAGCAAGAUGGCCAUGUCAAUCUGGUGGAAAAAUACAAGGAGGACUUUGUGUGUAGUGCUAAAACACUGAGACGAGAGACAGAAAACACAGUGAAGAACAAACUGCAAGGAGCUGUUGACAUCAAAGAGGGAAUGACAGAACUGAACAACAUCAAGAGCUCUCAGACAAGUAAAAUGGAAAAGAAGGUUUUGACUCUGCUGCAGAACUGUACACAGAACAAAUCUGGUCUAUCAGAUGAGGCCCUCAGUGAAGAGUUUGAAAACAUGUGGAGGAACACUCUGUCUGAGAUUCACUUCAAAACACUCCCAAGAAGAGAUGUGGCUCAAGAUGCCUUCCUCAUGUUACUUGAUAAUCUGUUAACGAGGGGGAGUCAUGUCAAAAGUCUGUUGGUUGGAACCAGACUGGUGGAUUGUGGGAGAAAAGCCUUUGUUUUGGAAUCAGAGAGUUGGUGGCAGCAGGCUAAAAGCAUAGCAAAGCACGUGGGUCGCGACCAUCGCAGGAAUAAACUACAAGACCUCUGUGAUGACAUCAUAAAACAGUGUCAGGAGUUUAUAACCCAGAGGGUGAAAAGCAAAACAGAUUACCAUGACACUCACAUCAAAGAACUGCUUAGAAUAAUUGACAAAACAUUGCUACAACACACACAAGUUAAAGCCAGUGAGGAAUGUGAGGUUUCUCUGAAGCUACACAUCUGCGGCAGAGCAGCCAGAGCGUUUCAGAAGAUGCAUGAUGAUUUCAUUGAAGUCAAUGACCCAAGGAAAUAUCUGGAAAAUUCUAAGAACAAGUACCUUACUGAGUUCAGAGACUUGUUUCAUAACCGACCAGUGUCUAAAGAAAGCUAAGGACUUCACAAGCUCUGUCUAGAGCCAGCUGUACAGGAUUAUGUGACCAGAUUGAUUGGUCCUGAUGUGGUUGAGGAAGUGAAGACCAGUAAAGUGUUAGCGGAUUACAGCACCCGAGGAGCUUUCCAGUUCUCCAUUUUGAAACAGCUCCUGGCUGAUGAAGGAUAUGAGAAAUAUAGAGAGUACAUUAACCAUUAUGAAAGGUUUGUGAAGGACUGGCUGUUUGACCAAAUUGUCCAACGACUUUCAAAGGAGAACAGUCUUUAG
Molecule: messenger RNA, 3783 nt
Organism: Coregonus sp. 'balchen'
Lineage: Eukaryota; Metazoa; Chordata; Actinopteri; Salmoniformes; Salmonidae
Source: the annotation of a GenBank genome assembly